AUGGCUUCGGACGGAUCUGUAAAUUACUCGCCCCUCCUAACUCGAGAAGAGGACGAUCAUGACAACGCUCAAGAUGAAGUGCAAAACCCUUUACCAACGGCAGAAACAUCACAUCCUCCUCCUACGAUAGAAGUGUCUCUCCCUCCGGUCGAGACGGUUCAAUCGCACGAGUCCGGUGGCGAGUCUGAUGCCGAGUCCGUCCAUCGGCCUCUUUCGUACACAGAUACACCUCCUGCUGAGAAACUUCACGACAGCUGGAGACAUUCCUCUCUCAGCACUUUCAAACAGCGCCUACAGGGGUCCGUGACGCCCUCUUUGCACGAACUGUUAGAAAAGGACACCUCAGGUCAAGGUACAACGAGACAGUACUGCUAUAACAAACAGCGAAAUCGUCUUUUGCGACUGACCAUUGGCGAAUGGAUCAACACUCUUGUCCUAUGCGUCAUCUACUUCGGGAUCCUUUACGCUUAUUCGAAAAAGCUCACCAUCAGCGUACCUCAGCGAAGGAUCUUCAAUGCCCUGACAACUGGCACUUCGCUCCUCCUCGGUGUGAACUUGGCGGCUUCGCUGAGAAGCUAUGCGAAACUCCUGCGGUGGCGAAUGUUAGCCGCAUGUUACCGGCCCUUGGAAACCUUCGAUCUGGUCAUGGGUUGCGAUAGUCUGAUCAAUGUGAUCAAGCUUCUUUGGAAGGCUAGAAAUGACCGAUACAAGUUCUGGCCAUCAAGAACACAAAUCUGCUGCGUCGUAUGGCUCUUUAUACACCUGGCCAUUACGAUUCUUGUCGGCAUUAUUGGUCUCAACUACAAUUUAGACAUUUCGCCAGACCAUGUUCUCACAAGAAAUGGAAGUGUGAGCAUCGUGGACCUCGAAUCUUUAUCCACCGGAAACUAUCUUUCUGAUCUGAGUGCGAUUCAAAACUGGGGCAUCAGAGGCACGGUAACGCAAGCACUGGAUUGGGACGACCCUCUCGAAUUUCUCGAGACCUACUACUCGACCUUUGACGGGCAUACCUUUUACUAUUUCCAGGAUCAGAACGCUAAUGACUCGUCACAAUCGAUUAUCUCCUCUCGCCACAUUCAAUCAUAUGCAUACUGCGACGGAUAUGAAGUGAUCGACGGUGCAUCUGGAAAUUUGUCCUAUAUCGUCUAUAAUAACGGGGAACAGGAUGUCAAUCAAUCACUGCCAGUGGCACCCGGGCCAGCAGGAUUUACGGCAAUCUCGGGGUUGAAUUCUACCUGUGGCCCGCGCUGUGUGAACAUUAAUGCUUUCCAGGCCGCAUCGUCCCCCGAUGGCGAUACCGAUGAAUACAAUUACUAUAUAGAUGAAGGACGAUUUUACAUUUGCAACAAUACUGUCACGCAAGUGGAGGACAACACCAUGGCGCUAACAGCAGACUACCUGGUCUCCGACUUGGUUGCGAGAAUGCUCGCCGGGGCCAUCGGAUGGAGUGAUAAUCCUCCCAUUGCCGAUGGUAAAGAGGAAUAUGCCCUUUACACCAACUCAUCUGAGAUCGGCUUUAUCAGGACACCAACCUCAUCAGAUGUGGCAAAUAUGAUCUCAUCAUUUACGAUGGGGGCCAUCUCAUUUAUGGACGACUCAUCCGGCAUGUAUAGGAGGAUCGUCGCGCACGGUCAAAUGCCCAUCACUGCCCAAAUUCUUCACGUUACAUGGAAAUAUGCCGGGUCUAUUCUCGCCGUUAUUCCAGCCAUUCACUUCUUGUCGCUCAUGGCUGUCAUUAUUUGGGCUAACAAAGCAAUCAUUAAGGACGACAGCCAUCUGGCGAUUGCAAAAGUGUAUCACACGUUUCUGGAGCAAUUCGGUGAUAGAGGGUGCUUGCUCCGCGGCGACGAAAUCGUCAAGGUCCUGGGAAACCCAUCGGUGGUGUACGGAUGGAGGUCGAGCAACGAACACGACACAUCUAUGCACAUAGACGUGUUCGAAAAGGGCCGAGGGAUCCCAAGAGUGGAAAAGCCCUUUGUCGAAGGGUGGUAUGAUGGGAAGAGCCGGACACCCAGCACUGCGGAAUUUGGAAUUGAACUUGGACGGAGGAAACGAUACCGCGACGUUGACGCAGCUGAAUAUUUCUAG
Messenger RNA from Rhinocladiella mackenziei CBS 650.93, 2088 nucleotides. RefSeq lists its product as uncharacterized. The record is from RefSeq and is a predicted model, not a curated record. NCBI's taxonomy places the organism in Eukaryota, Fungi, Ascomycota, Eurotiomycetes, Chaetothyriales, Herpotrichiellaceae. The coding region runs from base 1 to 2088 and encodes 695 amino acids. The transcript is spliced from 2 exons.